AUGUUACAAACGUCGAUAAAACUGUUGAGCAGCCACAACAGAUGGUUGAAAAACAAGGUUGUGGAAGAAGUUCACGUAGAAGAGCUGAAGAUCGAACAACCACCUCAAGCCAUGGAACCCGAGAAGAGGCAGAACGUCAAGCUGAGCUCGAACGGCAACAAAUCGCUGCCGAGGAGGAAGCCAGCGUCAGCUAGAGAAGGAAGAGUGCCUUCGCAAGCUGGAAGAGGAAACCAUCCGCUUGGCCAAGGACUUGAUGAGGAACGUAUGCAGCAGGCUAUCCAGGAGGCGCCAAAGCGCGAGGAAGCCGAGAAGAAGGCCCACGAGAAAGCCGAACGGCAGCGCGUCGAGAUGGCCGAAAGACUUAGGAAGGAGGAGAAGGAGCAUGGAGAGCAGUGCAGGCCAUCAUGUCCCGAACGCUGGCCAAGGGAAGCGCCAACGACGCAGUCAGAGGAAAACAAGGACAGCGCCAUGAGCUAG
This is a messenger RNA of Aedes aegypti (yellow fever mosquito), 477 nucleotides long. RefSeq names its product MAP7 domain-containing protein 1-like. The transcript has 2 exons. Bases 1 to 477 code for a protein of 158 amino acids. NCBI's taxonomy places the organism in Eukaryota, Metazoa, Arthropoda, Insecta, Diptera, Culicidae. The record is from RefSeq and is a predicted model, not a curated record.